Molecule: messenger RNA, 1525 nt
Organism: Physella acuta
Lineage: Eukaryota; Metazoa; Mollusca; Gastropoda; Physidae
Product: GPI mannosyltransferase 1
Biological process (GO): GPI anchor biosynthetic process
Cellular component (GO): membrane; glycosylphosphatidylinositol-mannosyltransferase I complex
Molecular function (GO): GPI mannosyltransferase activity; alpha-1,4-mannosyltransferase activity
Source: RefSeq, a predicted model, not a curated record
GCCUGAACUAAAAGACACCAUGGACUCCAUGAACAAAAUUUAUGGUCUCUCAUUUGCCUUCCGCCUUGUUCUUAUGCUGUAUGGAGCAUGGCAAGAUGCAAAUAUGGCUGUACAGUUUACUGAUGUUGACUACCAUGUGUUUACAGAUGCUGCCAAGUUUGUUUCUCAAGGUGAAUCUCCAUAUAAAAGAGCAACUUACAGAUACACACCAUUGCUUUCAUGGGCUCUAACUCUAAAUGUAUGGAUAUCACCAUUUUUUGGCAAAUUCUUAUUCAUCAUUUUUGAUAUUCUAGUUGGAAAAUCAAUAUACAACCUUGUCCGACAUAAUGGAUUUGAUCAUUGGACAGCAAGAAACUGCGCUCUGGUAUGGCUGGUCAACCCACUUUCUGCGACCGUAUCAAGCAGAGGAAAUGCUGAAUCUAUAAUGGCAUUUCUGGUUCUCACUUCAUUGACGUUACUUGUGCAAGGCAAGCUAUUCUCAGCUGCUGUGAUGUACGCGGUAGCCGUACAUUUUAAAAUCUACCCUGUGACAUAUGCCCUGCCUAUUUACCUGUACUUGGGCAGUGAGGAUGUGAAGGGUGCAGACAGGUGGAGCUCAUGGUUGGGAAGUCUUUUACCAAACAAAGAUAGGCUACUCUUUAUCUUCACUUCAGUUGCUGUUCUUGUUUCCUUAUCCUGUUUCUUUUAUUGGAUGUAUGGAUGGGUGUUCUUGUAUGAAACCUACCUUUACCACAUUGUUCGUGGUGACAUCAGGCACAACUUCUCCCCUUACUUUUACCUCCUGUACCUGACCUCUGACCCUGUGAAUGGUGUCCCAUUGUGUUUACGCCUGCUUGUCUUCAUUCCCCAACUGGUGCUGGUGGUGGCAGUUGCCCUGCGGUGCCAUCAUGACCAGCCCUUGGCCUGGUUCCUCUGUACAUUUAUCUUUGUCAUGGCCAACAAGGUCUGCACCUCCCAGUAUUUCCUGUGGUAUCUGAGUCUACUGCCAAUAAUUCUACCCCAUCUUAAGAUGACUGUCCUCAAAUCCCUCCAGCUUCUGUUGCUGUGGUUUGGUGCACAAGGUCUUUGGCUUCUCUCAGCUUACUAUCUGGAGUUUAAUGGUAGCAACACCUUCAUUUAUAUCUGGGCAGCUGGCCUGCUUUUCUUUUGUGUUAAUUCUUACAUAACAUAUUGUUUGCUAACGAGCUAUGAGAUGAAGGCAAAGUCAAAAUGAACAUGCUAGAAGGCUUGAUCUAUAAAGGGAGACAACACAUGAUGAUCAUUCCAGUCUUUGUAUCUAAAUGUCAGGGACAACUGCUUUUUGAAUGGCCCAGGGCAAACCCAGUCAGAGCAGAUACAAAUAUUUGUUGAAAGCCCUUUCUAACUGAACUCACUGCAAGCAGCUACUUGUAAGAGUUGUGUGAAGUGUGCUGGCCACACAACCACCAGAUGUUAACAGUUACUGUGUAGUAUCUAAGUUCCAAAAGUUUUUAAACUGCUGAUUAUUUAUUACAUAUUACAAACACUCUGAUAGGCAUGAAAUAAA